UAAAGGGUGCAGUGAGCACAGAGCAUUAAACUUACUUUUCCACAGGAAAGUGCAAUUUAUAAAGUCUGUUAGUGGUAUUAUUUUUAUUAUUACUUUUAAAAGCAAAAACAAAAGGACCGCGAAAAGUUUCUGCUAAAGACGGGGAAGAAGACAUGGAUAGAGAGAGUGAGUAAGGGGAAGAGGGAGAAAAAGGUAGAAAACUAUCCGUCAUGUUAAGAAGGGGCAGCGAUUUCCAAAGCGGAAGUGCGUCCUCCCGAUCUACCAGUUCUCAUUCACCCCCAGACCCCCACACAUGCUGAUCCUCCCCUUGUCUGCCAACUGCAACGAAUGUCACGGUUGUUUUUUUGUAAAUCAAUCUUUUGUCCGUUUACUGACAGGAACACGAGGCGGGGUCAAAGGUACCAAGGAAGACGAGCCCUUCCCCCUUCCUCCACCAUCUGCGGGAUCCGGUCUGGUCACACGACGACGGAGAGUUCUAGGGAGGAGUUCUCGCUGCUUGUGCACAGCUUCGAGCGUGCGCCUGUGGACGAAAGCGGCAGACCUGUGUGGUGUUUCUGAGGCCUCAGCAUCGCAACCGGACCCGGAAUAAUGAACAAUUCAACGUUAAUCAUCGACGAAGAAAUUGAGAGAAGCACUUUACUUAACCUGGGAAUUCUCUUCCUGGUUUUUCUUCUCGGAGCCAUCAUUCGCCACAUCGCGGAGGUGACUCACAUGCCCAUUCCCUACACGGUCUUCAUGUUCGGCCUGGGCAUGGGGGCGGGCACGCUGCCCAUGAAGAAGAUGAUGGAGCUGGGUCCACACGCGAUGCUCAACAUCUUCAUGCCCAUCCUCAUCUUCGAGGGCGCCUUCGCCAUGGACGUAUAUGUCUUUCGCAAGGUCGUCUGGCAGGCCCUGAUACUGGCCGGCCCUGGUCUGGUAUUAAUGAUAGCCAUGACAGCAGGGAUGAUUAAGAUCGUGAUUCAAAGGGAGGAGUGGACGUGGAACAUCUGCUUGCUUUUCGGUGCCAUCUUGUCCGCAACAGACCCGGUUGCCGUGGUGGCCCUGCUCAAAGAAUUAGGGGUGUCCAAACAGUUGAGCCUUCUCAUCGAGGGGGAGUCACUUCUUAACGACGGGACAGCGAUGGUAGCCUUUGCUGUCCUCAUCGACAUCAUCACGGGCAAGACAGACCCUGACGCGAAAACCAUCAUCACCGUUUUUGUGAGAUUCGCCGUGGGGGGUCCUCUCUUUGGAUUUCUCAUCGCGCACAUCAGUAUAUUCUGGCUGUCACGAACGUUCAACGACCCGCUGUCGGAAAUUGCUGUGACGCUGGCAGCCGCUUACAUCACCUUUUACGUAGGGGAAACAAUGCUCCAUGUAUCCGGAGUGCUGGCUCUAGUGGUUUUAGGAAUUACUCUUAGCAGCAACAGGACGUCGAUCAGCCCAGAAGUGGAAAAAUUUUUACACAGUUUCUGGGAAACGCUUGCCUACAUGGCCAAUACCCUCAUCUUCUUCCUCGUUGGACUCAUCAUUGUCCGGUCUGUCAUCAAGAUUGUCGAGCUGUCCGACUUUCUCUACCUCGCUCUCAUCUAUAUCUCAGUGAACGUAAUCAGAGGUCUGGUGCUGACGUUCUUUAGUCCCGUAAUGGCGCACAUAGGCUACGGUCUGCCCUGGCAGUACAUUAUCAUUUCCACCUGGAGCGGUUUGCGAGGAGCAGUGGGUCUGGCACUGGCCCUCAUCGUCUCUGGCAUCAACGACCCGAACAUUCCCAAAGAUGAAGUGGGCUACAAGAUCCUGUUUCACCUGUCGGGAGUAGUUUUUCUUACCUUAAUUCUGAACGCUACGACAGUUUCGAAACUUCUUGCGGUUGCAGGCAUGAGUGGAAUUUCCAAUGCCAGGCGCACCGCCAUGGCAAGUGCUUUGAAGUAUCUGACGGAGGUCAAAGCAAAGACAAUCAGUGUGUGGAGGGUGGACAGGUUUCUGGCUGACGUUGACUGGAACAUGGUGGACAGGAUGUGCCAAAUUGAAAAUCCAUUCAGUGCCGCGACUACGCCAGAGGAGGAAGACAUCAUCAUGAGAACGAGCCGGUGGGGCAUGUGCCCCGCAUGCAAUGCCCUGGUCCCGUAUCAGCCCACACUGAAGGAGAUGACAGAACUACGCAACGACGCCAUACGACGCUACAUCAAGGCUGAAAAGCUGAGUUACUGGCGCCAGUUCGAGCAAGGCAUGCUGUCUCAGGAUGCAGUCCGAAUAUUAAUGGAACUCUGUGAAAUCGCCGCUGACAACAAGGGACGUUUCGUCGACCUGGAGCAGAUUAAAGAGACUUGGAAACAAACUUUCUGGUCGGAAAUGCUGAAUUUCAUAGAGCGCCAGGACAUGACUCGCACUGAAAGCCUCCCGCAAGUGGUGGACGUGGGCGACAUGAGCGUGUCGCCUCUCAAGCUGAAGACCAAGCCCCACAUGCCCUACUCACGACCCGUCGUGGACUUCAAGGACCUCAUCAUCCACCCGCUCUUUGUGGCCGCAGUAGCCUUGAUCCUUUUCCUCGUCCUGGACACCCCGAUGAUCAUCGUGGCGCUGGCGGAGGAGAUGUACGAUGUAGUGGUGCUGAGGAUGCUGUAUGUGCGCUCCGUGUGGUUCGGCCUCAGCGUCGCCUUCAUCGUCAUCGGGCUCAUUGACAUUGUCGUGCUCUUCAAGGUGCCACCCGUCAAGACGGAAAGCGGCCAUCAGCCAACCAUCAUACGAGAAGCCUUCAUAUGCCUGCGCUUCAUCCGCAUCGUGCACAGCUUAGAGGCGAUGGUACCCGUCAUGCCCCUCAUCCUGGAGAGGCUCAUCAAGAAGACGCUAGAAAGCGGAUAUGACGUAGGGCGCGGCUUCGUGCUGGGCGAGGACGAGGCUCGCAAUUUGGUGGACCACAUGUCUGAGUACUCCGAGAUUACCCACAUCCUCCGCAGCCACUGCGACGACGCCAAGCUAGACAUCCUCAAAGCUUUGGGACUUCUUCAGAAACAGUAUCCAGAAGUGGCCAUGAGCGUGAAGACUAGGCAAGCCAUCCGCAGCGUUCUUAAUGAUCUACGCCAGUGCAUCCAUACACUGCAGCAGGAGGGCGUUCUGGAGGAAACAGAGGGCAAGGAACUGGAGAGCACGAUCGAAACAAAGAUGAAGAGACUGCUGACCGCGCCUCCGAAAGUGACCCUACCAUCCAUCUCCAAGAUUCUGCAGAACGUCCCGUGGAUCGAGAACAACACCGAACUGGUUAAAUUUAUUAAGAGCCGCGGAAAGCUCAUCAACUAUGUACACGGACAGACAAUGAUGGAACAAGGAGAGGAGACCAUCGGGAUCCUCAUCAUUCUCUCUGGAAUGGUCAAGCUGGAGCUACAGCUGGACGAGGGCCCCAAGAUCCUAGACUUUCUUACCUCGGGCAACGUGCUGGGGGAGAUAGGGGUGCUGACCAACAAACGGCGAACGGCCACUGUCAAAAGUGAGACUGCCGUACUGGUACUCGAUUUAAAUAAAAAGGACGUGGAGGAAGCGUUCGAGAUUUUCAGUAACAUGAACCCUCCUCUCAAAACCCGCCUCUGGCGACUUAUGGCCAUUCGUCUGUCCACUGGUCUCUUCAUGGACCUGCCGGCCUUCCAGGGUUUGACUAAGGAGCGAAUACGCCUGAAGCUGGAGAGUGGGUAUUCCGAGGUCACUGACCUCAGCGCCGGCUUCACCAUCAACUCUUCUAUGGCUGACGUGGUGCUGAUUCAUGGAAUAGCCCAGGACUCGUUCACUCAGGAGAAAUUUGAGGGGCCCUGCUACAUCCCACUCGGCGUGAUGAAGCUCAAGUUUGAGCCAGAUCAGAUUCCGAAGCCAGUUCUGUUUAUUCUUCCGAGUGACUUGCCUGUGUACGAUUUGGACCCAGACAAGCGUCGCUGGGCCACCAAGAACCAAGUCGGGGGCAAGGGUCACGGUGCAACUUUACAGCCGUCGAAACGCUUGAGUGCAGAACACAGUCGCGCUCGCCAGAGUGUCAUGUGGGCAGGGACUGAGGGCAACAUGAAGUCAACACGAUGGGACUCAGUGCAGGUCAAGACAUCGGCAACCGAGUCGAGAAAAAACCUGAAGGAGGUCAUGUCCAUGGGAAGUGUUUUCCAUGGUUCCCGCGCUCGGAAGAAUAAAGUUACUCCAUCAGGCAACACCUCUACGUCGUUUAUCAGGCGUGACGCAAGUGCUCCCGACAAACACCUGGCGGAUGAUGCUCUCCCCGACACUACUCCCUUGGACCUUCCCAGCAUCUCCGGCAACAGCACAGAUGCGGAGAAAAACAAGACGACAGAGAAAACGAGUGACCGGCAAGACCAAGUCAGAGAACAGACCUCGAGCAAUGAGUUGAAAAAGACCAGCUCUACUCUGCCACCGUCUUUAUCUCUACGUUCAGCUUGGAACCUCCCUCCACUAACGGAAACCUUGUUGUCGCCCAGAGACUCCCACGUUGACGCUGAAGCCCCCCUUCCGACAAAGACGGUUGUGAGCGCCACUCACCACCCAUCCUCAGACACUAGUCUCACACGCAUGCGCCCAAAGACUCCAAGCUACGAACAGCCGGCGUGUUCGUCCAGCGCCAAAUAUUCACUCGAGGAUCGCGCCAAAACCGCCGUCUCCGUCGAAGACAUCCCCGUCAUUUGUACGAAGCAGACGACAUCGGCGACCCCAGUGACGGAAACACGGAGUUCGGAUUCUAUGACGAAGGAGCAGGACAGUCCCCGUGUGAAGGAAGCCGUGCAAGAGCGGAAGGCGAUCUCUGGGGAUCCUAGUUCUACGGUCAGCGUCCAUUCCUCUGUGGCGCCAGAUGUCAAACCAACAGACACCACGUUAGAGAAAUCGGAAGACAGACUUCCGCCAACCGCAGAUACGGAUGACUCGCGCAACCUUAACAAAAAUAAUUCGAGAAUAAAAUCCUCGAGUUCUGUCGUCAAACCUUCACAUAUUCCUGAUGCUAACUCCUGGGGUUCAGAAGAUAAACAUUUGCAAAGCAGAGACGGUCGACCUUUCGUGGAUACCGGCGCUGGAUUGUUACAUAGUUCACAUGCGAAACCCUCGCAAGAGAAGGACGCACGUAUAUCACAGGCCGGGCCUGUAAGCACUUCUACCAUUGGGCUGCCACAGAGGUCAAAUGUCAAAAUUUCACAGUCCGUAGAUUCCACGGUUCCUGAGGCGUCUGGUCUCAAAAUGCCCGACAGCCCAGCUUCUGCUGACGACUGGCAACUCCGACCCAGCGCUACUCACAGCGAAACGCCGCCAGACUCUGAGAGGGCGGAACGCGGUAGCGGCAAGGCGGCACGCGACAACGCGAGCGAGGAACAGGAACCGAGUCACACUUUCCCUCGUCAACCAGGCGUGUCCUUCAACAAACAAGGUUCCUCGAUGGCCAGAUCUCUGCCUGGCGAGCUGUGCGCCGAGUGUGGCCACGUUCACCCACCGGGGAAAGAUUGCAUUUUGGACCCUGACAACCUUUAGGCUGCUCUUACUGGGCGGCGGUUUCGCGGAGUCCGCCACCUUCUAGCCUUCGUGGACGAUUUUAACCAAAGACGAUGCAUGAGGUGCAUUGGGUGAGGGUAGGAGGAACGCUGUUCUGUAUAAUCUAUUUUCUGGAUGAGCAUUGCGAUGAGGCAUACAGACGAUUCUGUUCUCUGUGAUGAGACUAAGAGAUCCAACAGCGUGUAGAUAAAACGUUUGACGACGUGGGAGGUCCGGGAUGAGGCGAUCGUGUGCACUCUCCCGAGACAUGCCAAGGCAAGGAACGUACACAUAGCAGGCAGAUGUUAGUGGUUAAUAGAUGUCAUUUCAUUGAUGUUACAAUUUUGUAUGGUGUUUACAGCUUUAAAUAAUAUACGGCAGAGGAUUUUUCUGCAGAGUAAUUUUAACGAAAAUAUUGUAAUAGAAUUAUGACAUGGAAGUAUUUUUUCAUAGCACAAGAUGUGCUCAAUAAAACUGAUAAUUUUUCUGUGGAA
Molecule: messenger RNA, 5972 nt
Organism: Pomacea canaliculata
Lineage: Eukaryota; Metazoa; Mollusca; Gastropoda; Architaenioglossa; Ampullariidae
Product: sodium/hydrogen exchanger 10-like
Biological process (GO): proton transmembrane transport
Cellular component (GO): membrane
Molecular function (GO): sodium:proton antiporter activity
Source: RefSeq, a predicted model, not a curated record